This is a messenger RNA of Punica granatum (pomegranate), 646 nucleotides long. The record is from RefSeq and is a predicted model, not a curated record. NCBI's taxonomy places the organism in Eukaryota, Viridiplantae, Streptophyta, Magnoliopsida, Myrtales, Lythraceae.
AGUCCUGGUGUCCGGAUGAGGAAUGAGGAACAGAGUUAGAAGAAGAGGAGCUUGCGAUCAUGGCGGAUGAAACGGAGAAGGAAUCCAUGAGAGAGGCGUCGGCGGAGGUUUCUCGUGAGUUCAAAACCCUCAUCGACCUCCGCGAUCUCGAUUCCCUCAAGCAACUGCAGCACCUCAUCUUGGGAAGGUUGCAGGACAGCAAUGCGGUCCUCUCGCAUUUCAACGAGUACUCCGAGCACUGCUUCGCUGAGGUCUCCGGUGAUUUCUCGAGGAACACGCGCCUGUUGAAGUCUAUGAAGACGGACCUCGAUUACAUAUUCCAAAAGCUGAGGAGCAUGAAAUCAAAGCUUGUUGCUAUCUACCCUGAUGCAUUCGUGGAUGAUUCAAAAGAGGAAUUCAUCGACCGUCGACCGGACCUUGAACUGUCACAAUGAAGCUGUAAACGUCUCUGCCAGGGUCUAGCUUAUUGCAGUUCAAAGAUGAGGGAUUUUUUGGGGGGAAAAGCUUGUUGAGGCUUCGGAUUCGAUUCUAUCACCGUAGAAAUCUCGGUCAGUCUGUUCAUUUUCCCUCACUUGUACGAGGGGUGCAGAGCUUGUAUUGUUGAUCUAAUCAAUAAAUUUAUUAGUGAUUGCCGUUCCACGUCAAA